Messenger RNA from Electrophorus electricus (electric eel), 1989 nucleotides. RefSeq names its product cell adhesion molecule 4. The record is from RefSeq and is a predicted model, not a curated record. NCBI's taxonomy places the organism in Eukaryota, Metazoa, Chordata, Actinopteri, Gymnotiformes, Gymnotidae. Gene Ontology annotation, molecular function: integrin binding. Gene Ontology annotation, biological process: cell adhesion.
CCGGUCCUUUCUCGCGCCCCUUCAGACCCUUCGCUCCAGCUAUAGCAAGGACAAGAGUGGCGAUGCAAAGCAGCGCUUUUGUUAGCUGUCACGGCUCAGUUUUUGGGUUGCCAAGCAGCACAGAGGCGGAAUUCCUCUCGUCUCCGCGCCCGGACCAUGUUAGACAUCAACAAAUUCGCAAAGACGAUGAAAAACACGUUGAAAUGUUGUCUUGUUCUUUUCAUUCUCCAGACAGCAUCAGGUGACAGCUGCUCUCUUGAGAUCUCCCCCCCGAGAGUGGUGGUGGGCUUCGGGGAGCCGGUAUCCGUCAGCUGUGUAGCCUCAAGGCCUGUGCGUGUGCUGGGGUGGGAAUCAGCCAUUGGUGCAUUGCACACCCAGCAUGACCUAACCGUACAGUGGCAGGUGGACAGCUUGAUUGACUGGAUCGAAGAGCCGAUCUGCUAUGGAGUUUUCUUCACCGCCCCCAGACAGUGUGAAGAGAAGCUCAACCUUGUUCUAUACAAGACUCCAGAUAGCAUCUCCAUCAGCCUGGUCAACCACACUGGGCCCAUGGUAGAAGGCAGAGAGUACCAGCUUCUGUGUGAGGUGCAGAACAUUGCACCUGUCCAGUAUCUCACUCUGCGGUGGUACCGAGGGCAAACUGAAGUGUAUAACCACACCUUCUCUGAACUGUCACCUGCCACACCAGUUCAGGUGUCCUCCACCUUGCUGAUCACACCAGGUAGAGUGGAGCAUGGAGCUCCAUACAGGUGUGAGGCCACACUGGAACUUGGGCCAGAGGGACCGCAGCCUCCUCCAAUGGUGAAGUCAGAGCCCCUCGACAUUGCUGUUCACUACCCACCUGACUUGCUCAGUCCAGAGCAGGAAGUGAUAGAACUUGGAGAUGGUGAGGUGAUCACACUAAACUGUACGGCAGUUGGAAACCCACCUCCUCUGUAUAGGUGGAGCACACCAACCCUGCUGGAGAGUGAUGAGAGCCACCCACUCCUCUCUGCCCCCUCCUUGGGUAUUUACACCUGUAUGGCCUCCAACAUUCUGGGUAAAUCAAGCAAGCAGUUCAUCAUAAAGCCCAGAUCCAAAGGUAAAACUGAUGGAUCUCUGGACAUAAGUAAGCAUAUGAUAUGGUCAGGUACAGAGAACUAGAAGCUGACUUAGCUGACCAGGGCUGUUGACUGGACUAGGCACUGCUGUUAUUACUAAAGCUGAGGUUGGCAUGAAGACUAUUUGACAGUUUAAAUAAUUAUUUCAGUACUCUUCCCACUAAUCUUCAGUCAGCUACAUUAUGAUGUGUCUUAUGAUGUGUUUUAACAUGUAGCAUGUACAGUCCACUCCACAUAGACAUAAUUCCCAAUGUGUUCUGUUAAAUGUUAUUUAGGAUGAAAAGAAAAUUUUGACAAAUUCUCUAUGGACUUUUGACAACACAGACAUGAAAGCAAAUGCAUUUUUUACUUCUUAUAGGUGUAUAAUUUCAGAGACCUUUCAGGCAUUUAAAUGGAAUGGACUUGCGGCUGGUAUUCAUCUCUGGAUUUUGGUCCAGAAAUUGCAAUACAUAACAGUAAUUAUGAGUCUUUUCUGAGUGUUUGCAGCAUAAUUAGUGUCUGUUUGUAGCUCUUGGAAGAUGGAGGGAGUUGUGAGUUUGCAUGGGUGGUGUGGCCUUCGUUAUUUGUGAAAGUCUCUUGCUGUCUUGUUUUCUGGUUGUUGCUGAGCUUAAAAUAAAGCUCUUUAUGUCUUUGGCAAAAACAUUAUAAAAAGGUAAAAUCUUUUAGAAAAUAUUUUCUGUUCUGUUAAAUAUACAGGUAAAACUGCUUGAUUUUCUAGUGUGAAGGACAUACUUUUCCAGUAUCUUUUCCUGUAAUAUAAAACCAGAAAGAUCUUUUUUUUCAGUUCUUGUUUUAUGUUUCUCAUUGCAGUCAUGUGGUUACUGCAAAAGGUCACACCAUCUGUUUCCUUAAAACAAUAAAGUUCAUUGUAUCUGUUUCCUUAGAAUAA